AUGUGGCGUGACCGCAUUUCGGGUCAAUCGACUCCCUCCGGAGCUAAUCGCAAUCUCUCUUUGCCUCGGCGCUCUUCAUCCCAAUUGUCUCAAAGCCCUUAUAACGCCCGUCCCAACGCUACCUCGAGAGCAUCCUCGACCUCAUUACUUAUAUCUGCAAAUGACUCUACAACUUCUCUUCCUGGAACCGCCCGGUCGCCCAGUGGGCAAGGUGUGAGACAGACGAGUGCACAGCGAUCACGCCCAGCAGUUGUCCCCGAUCCCCUAGAGGUGUUGAAUGGAAUUAUUCGGAAAGAGACCCAGGAUAAAGACGUACCGCAACUAGGCAUAAAGCCAUUCUCACGCCCACCAGAGCUGUUGGAAAUAAUCGAAUUUGAUGGACUGAGCUUAGAGGAGUUUUUGGCCACAAAGGAACAAAAGCCGACCAGAAAGUCCCCUAGCAGUGAUGUCAAUGCGCAAACCAUUCAGCAGUUCGAACAGGAGCGGGAUAAAUUCCAGGAUCUUCAUACAUCAAUUACCGGCUGUGAUGAUGUCUCAAAGUCAGUGGAAUUGUACUUGAAUGAUUUCCAGAACGAACUAGGGGCCGUGUCUGCGGAGAUUGAAACAUUACAAACUCGCUCUACACAGCUAAAUGCAAUGCUGGAGAAUCGCAGAAAUGUGGAGCGUUUGCUUGGUCCAGCGGUAGAGGAGAUUAGUAUCUCACCAAAGGCUGUUCGGGCGAUAGCUGAAGGUCCCAUGGACGAGAACUGGGUACGUGCUUUGAAUGAAAUUGACGCUCGAUCGACAAGUAUUGAAGCCAAGGCAUCCUCGUCAGCUGGCUUUAAGGCGAUCGAAGAUGUACGGCCACUUUUGAUUGACUUGAGGAAUAAGGCGGUUGAACGAAUCCGGGACUACUUGGUUUCUCAAAUCAGGGCGAUGCGAUCACCCAAUAUCAAUGCGCAACUCAUUCAACAGCAGCGGCUUGUGAAAUUUAAAGACCUUUUUACCUAUUUAUCAAAGGCUCAUCCAAACCUCGCAGAAGAAAUUUGUCAGGCAUAUAUCAAUACUAUGCGUUGGUAUUAUACAUCCAAUUUCACUCGUUACCUUCAAGCGCUUGAAAAGGUCAAGGUAUAUCCUAGUGACCGAAACGAAGUGCUCGGAGGCGACACCUCUUCGCACAGAACAGGGAACAUCCUGCCUGGCGGCCGAGCUGGCUCUGCUGCCCAUGAUCCCUUUUCCUUGGGCCGACGAAUUGAUAUCCUCCGGAAUGGGCACCAACCGGCCAUAUCAUCUUACCUCGCCGAGGAGAAUAACGCCUUUCAUGGAAUCGAAGUGCCGUUUCGGAAUUUCAAUACUGCUCUGGUAGACAAUAUCUCUGCCGAGUACUCAUUUCUUACUGAGUUUUUCUCUUCCUUGACAUUUCACCAAAUCUCGCGCAGGGCAGCGGAGAUUUUUGAGCAGGUGUUUAAUCUCGGACGAGCCCUAACCAAAAAGCUCAUCGACAGCACUACUGACUCGCUGGGUGUACUGAUGUGCGUUCGUCUGAACCAACACUCAGCCUUUGAACUUCAGCGGCGUAAGGUUCCCGUUGCAGACUCAUACGUGAACGGUAUCAAUAUGCAGCUGUGGCCUCGUUUCCAAGUAAUUAUGGAUCUUCACUCAGAGUCUCUCAAGCGCGUCGGAUCAAACACUGGGCGUAGCGCGAUGUCCGCUCUUUCCAUCGCUGGUGGAGACGAUUUGAAACAGUCAUCCGCACCUCAUUUCUUGACUCAGCGAUUCGGCCAGCUUCUUCAUGGUAUUCUGGUGCUGAGCACCGAUGCUGGAGAUGACGAGCCCGUGUCGAACAGUUUGGCUCGCCUCCGCACCGAGUUUGAUUCUCUCCUGGCGAAGCUGAGUCGAAAUGGGAUGGACGCCAAGCGUAGAGAGCGCUUCCUCUUCAACAAUUAUUCGUUGAUCUUAACCAUCAUUAGUGAUACCCAAGGAAAGUUAGCAACUGAACAGCGAGUGCGUCUGAAUGAAAUGCUGGAAAGUUUCAACAAGCGUUAG
Messenger RNA from Penicillium angulare, 2025 nucleotides. Its product is annotated as putative GARP complex subunit (Sac2). Gene Ontology annotation, cellular component: GARP complex. The transcript is spliced from 5 exons. Lineage: Eukaryota; Fungi; Ascomycota; Eurotiomycetes; Eurotiales; Aspergillaceae. Gene Ontology annotation, molecular function: syntaxin binding. The record is from RefSeq and is a predicted model, not a curated record. Bases 1 to 2025 code for a protein of 674 amino acids. Gene Ontology annotation, biological process: endocytic recycling; Golgi to vacuole transport; retrograde transport, endosome to Golgi.